Apodemus sylvaticus (European woodmouse) is the source of this 1304-nucleotide messenger RNA. RefSeq names its product MIF4G domain containing (gene Mif4gd). Lineage: Eukaryota; Metazoa; Chordata; Mammalia; Rodentia; Muridae. Gene Ontology annotation, molecular function: RNA binding; translation activator activity; protein binding. Gene Ontology annotation, cellular component: cytosol. The record is from RefSeq and is a predicted model, not a curated record. Bases 150 to 818 code for a protein of 222 amino acids. Gene Ontology annotation, biological process: regulation of translational initiation. The transcript is spliced from 6 exons.
GCACGGGGUGGGACCCGGCAAGACCAAGGACUUCCUGCGAAACGCAGGGCAGGUCCGGCCCAGCGCUCGGAGGCUUUCGCGGUCAGAAACAAGGCGGAGGUGCUGUGAUUAGUUUCAGGCCAGUGAAAACCUGCCAGGCCUAGACCAUCAUGGGCGAGGCCAGUAGAGAUGAGUAUAAAAUCCAGUCUUUUGAUGCAGAAACUCAGCAGCUGCUGAAGACCGCGCUCAAAGAUCCAGGUGCUGUGGACUUGGAGAGAGUAGCCAAUGUGAUUGUGGACCAUUCUCUGCAGGACUGCGUCUUCAGCAAGGAAGCAGGACGGAUGUGCUACGCCAUCAUUCAGGCAGAGACCAAGCAAGCAGGCCAGAGCGUCUUCCGCCGCGGGCUCCUCAACCGGCUGCAGAAGGAGUACGAUUCCAGGGAGCAGCUUCGCGCAUGCUCCCUGCAGGGCUGGGUCUGCUACGUCACCUUUAUCUGCAACAUCUUUGACUACCUGAGGGUCAACAACAUGCCCAUGAUGGCCCUGGUUAACCCUGUCUAUGACUGUCUCUUCCAGCUGGCCCAGCCCGAGAGUCUGAGCAGGGAGGAGGAGGUGGACUGCCUGGUGCUGCAGCUGCACCGGGUGGGGGAGCAGCUGGAGAAGAUGAAUGGGCAGCGCAUGGACGAGCUCUUCAUCCUCAUCCGGGACGGCUUCCUGCUCCCCAUAGCCCUCAGCUCGCUGGCCCGCCUGCUGCUGCUGGAGAUCAUCGAGUUCCGGGCCGCCGGCUGGAAGACCACGCCCGCCGCCCACAAGUAUUACUACAGCGAGCUUUCUGACUGAGCGGGCUCCGCACGCCUGCCUGCCUGGGACCCUCCUGUCAAGCCGGCACCAGAAUCCUUGCCUCAGCCCCUUCUAGACUUUUCUGACUCCCGUGGUUCUGUCCUCUUCCUUCCCUCACUCUGGAGCUGUGGAGAAACCAAACAGACUUGUCUCCUGACUGAAGACUGUCCGGUCUUCCUCUGCCUUCAAGUCCUUUAGCUUCCCACCACCUUCCACCUGGGCCCAGCAGGAAAAUCACCUAACACUGAACUGUAACCACUGGUGCAACACGACCUUGGUGCCUCAGUUUUCCCAUCUGUAAAAUGGGCAAUUAUAGCCAUUGGUGGAAUGCUUUGGGAUUUUAAGGGCAAGUUACAAGAGAAAUGGUGUUUUAUAUGUUUUAUAGAGACUUUUGAGAUAAGCCUGUUUCCUCUAGUGUGUUUUCAUGAAUAACUGCCUCACCAGGCUGGGGUGAGGGUUUUCUAAUAAAUCUUUUCUGAAACUAAA